Messenger RNA from Myxocyprinus asiaticus (Chinese sucker), 3826 nucleotides. RefSeq names its product adhesion G protein-coupled receptor L4 (gene adgrl4). Gene Ontology annotation, cellular component: membrane. NCBI's taxonomy places the organism in Eukaryota, Metazoa, Chordata, Actinopteri, Cypriniformes, Catostomidae. Bases 48 to 2273 code for a protein of 741 amino acids. The record is from RefSeq and is a predicted model, not a curated record. The transcript has 16 exons. Gene Ontology annotation, biological process: cell surface receptor signaling pathway; adenylate cyclase-activating G protein-coupled receptor signaling pathway. Gene Ontology annotation, molecular function: G protein-coupled receptor activity; calcium ion binding.
ACAGACAGUCACUUACUGCUUAAAGACAUUCCAGCCUCGGUUCUGAAAUGGAGUUUUUCCACAGUUCUCCAAUAAAUCUCCUGUUUUUAGCUGCCUGGUUUUCAAGUGUGCUGGAUCCAUGCAGAUUGUCUGACAUUUGCCAGUCCUGUCAUCAGCAUGCCAGUUGUCCUCUAAAUGAUGACGUCAAACAUGCCUGCUUCUGCAAAAAUGGUUUCACUGGUGAUGGAAUCAACAUUUGCCAGGAUGACAAUGAGUGUGACAAUGUAACAGGAAUAUGUGGCCCAAAUGCCAACUGCACCAACACUGAUGGAAGUUAUUACUGCACCUGUGUUUCUGGCUACACUUCAAAUGGACAGCAACAAUUUCAAACCAAUGACGGCACCCACUGCAAAGAUAUUGAUGAGUGCUUGGAUGCCGGUAGAUGUGGUCCCUUCUCUAAAUGCAACAACACAAAUGGUUCAUUCAUCUGCUCAUGUCUGAGAGGUUAUACAUCCCCAGCUGGUCCCUGGUUCAAGCCAGGCAGAGGGACAGACUGCACUGAAAACCCAAAGAAGCACUGCCAUCAGGACCACAGGUGUAUUUUACAGGCAGUUAACAACACACUGGAAACAAUGAUUCAUCUGUCAACUCCAGAGCGCCUGAGGGAGAUAAGACAUCAAACAUCAGCUCACCUCUCUCCAGUUCUCCUCAUAUCGUACAUCGAGGCUAUGGCCAGCCAUAAACUGAGUUCUACAGAUAAGCUUGAACAUCCUGAGGAACACAUAAAUGAAACGAUCAUGGAUUUGGUUUUUAGUGUGAAUAAUUUGGUGGAGAGUGAUGAAAAAGUGGAAUGGGACAGAAUAAAGGAGGAUUUAAGAAAUUAUUAUCUCACCACACUACUUCACACAGCAGAGAAGCAAACACUGGCCCUUUCUGCAUCAUACACACACUCGGUGCAGAUGCAGGUGAACGCUGGUGAUGUAGAAAUGAAACUAUUCACAUUUGAACCGCACCAAGCACACAAGCAUCCAGUUUCAGCCAACAUGCAUGGAAACUCCAUUGCAUUGACUCCUAAGAACACAAAGGAUGAAAGGAAAAAUGGGAGCACCUCCAUUGUCUUUCUCGUUUAUAAGAGUAUUGGGGGUCUUCUGAAGCCCACCGAUGACCCUGGUGUCGCUGAUUACACACGAUAUGCUGCAGCUGGUGAAAUUACAGUUCAUUCUCCAGUAAUAGCAGCUGCCAUUAGUAACCCAAAGACAUUCACCCUGAACAAUGUGACCUUCACUCUCAUACACACAGAGGAAAUAGACCCUGCCCGUGAUGAAACAAAGUGUGCAUUCUGGGAGUAUUAUCAGAGCAUGGUGGGACACUGGAGUUUGGAAGGGUGUAAACGAACCCAUGUGAACGCCACACACACUUCCUGUUCUUGUAAUCACCUGACACACUUUGCGAUUCUUAUGUCCUCAGCUCAGGCCAAUUUGUUUGCGCACUAUAAUGUUCUGACGAGGAUAACACAGCUGGGAAUGGUUAUCUCCCUUAUCUGUCUGUUCAUGUGUAUCUUCACCUUCUGGUUCUUCCGAGACAUCCAGACCACCAGAACCAUGAUCCACAAGAACCUGUGCUGCAGCCUUUUUAUGGCCCAGUUCAUCUUCCUCAUCGGCAUCAACAAGUUUGCACACAAGUGGUUCUGUUCCCUUAUUGCUGGCCUGCUCCAUUAUUUCUUCUUGGCUGCAUUUGCGUGGAUGUGUAUUGAGGGAAUUCAUUUAUAUCUUAUCGUUGUUGGCGUCAUCUAUAACAAAGGUUUCCUCCACCGGAACUUCUACAUAUUUGGUUAUGGAAGCCCUGCUGUGGUCGUUGCCAUAUCUGCAACUCUUGGCUAUAAAUAUUAUGGCACUAGUACUGUGUGUUGGCUGAGCACUGAAAAUAACUUCAUCUGGAGUUUCAUUGGACCAGCCUGUCUGAUCAUUCUGGUUAAUCUGCUGGCAUUUGCGGUGAUCAUCUUUAAGGUUUAUCGUCACACAGCAGUAAAGACACCUGAAAUCAGUCACUAUGAAAAUAUCAGGUCUUGUGCUAGAGGAGCUAUUGCUCUUCUGUUUGUUCUAGGAGUUACCUGGACAUUUGGUGUCAUGCACAUCCUAUAUGAGACCACCCUCACUGCAUAUCUCUUUACCUUUGCCAACACAUUCCAAGGGAUGUUCAUUUUCAUAUUCCUUUGCGUUCUAUCCAGAAGGAUUCAAGAGGAGUACUACAGAUUAUUCAAGAAUGUUCCAUGUUGUUUCGAGUGUCUGCGAUGAACUUAAAAAAGUGUUAUCUACAGCACCAUCCUGCAAAUAUUUUUAAAUCUACACUGUAAAAAAUACUGUCACCUAUAAAAAGUGCUUCAUGUGGUAAAAUCUAAAUUAACUAGUUUUAUUCAAGUCAAAUAUGUUGUUUAAUCUGACUAAAUCAACCUGACAAAUUAGGUUACACCAACAAAACAAAUUUUUAUGGGUUAGAUAUACAAGUAGUAGAAAAAUAUAAUUGAGGUAACAACUGCAGUGUUAAGUAGGGAUGCACCGAUACCACUUUUUCACUUCCGAUUCCAAUAUCGGAAAUCUCAGUAUCGGCCGAUGCCGAUACCAGUGUUGUUUUUUUGCAUAAUCCGUUUAGAAUAUCUUUACAUUAUUGUGUGGAACUAAUUGGGAGUACUCUUUAAUAUGUAAAGAAACACAAACCUCUAACUACACAUUAUUUCAAUAUAAAUGUAUAGUUUAUUAAGAAACACUUUAUUAUUAACUAGUAUACUUGAUAAUGUAGCAGCAAAAUUAACAGUAAUUCCUGUCUUCAGGUCUUCAGUAGAAAAGAAACCAGUUUUAUUUUUGCCUUUUUUUAUUUAUUUUUUUUAUUUUAUUUUUUUAUGUUUCAACUUGCAUCUGGACUUUAAAGGAUUCAGAUCUCUUUUUUGUUCAGUUUAGUUGUAGGACAUCAGUCCACUUUUCAUUCACACAGUUAUUUUUUGGAACCCAUUCAACUUAAAUAUUGUUAUAAAUUGUAAACAAAUACUAAUGAUGAUGAUAAUAAUAAUAAUAAAUUGUUAUUAAUAUUAUUAUUAUUGACAUUUAAUACAACAGUAAUAUAUUUAAAUCGUGCACUUUUUAAACCCUCACGCUUUUAUUUUGACAUUCUAAACUCUCACAGUAGUUUAAUUCGCAUCUUAUUCAAAUUCUGGUCAAAUGCAUCUCCGGUGAGUUUGUGUCAACAGAGCAGCACCAUUCACUAACGCGCUGGCACUGCGCAUACUAUAUAUUUACUUAUUAAACACAGACUUUUGUGAUUCACAGAGCUAUCGCACGUCUUCAAGUGGCUUUGAAUCAAAUGCACGAGUCAUAUGAACUGCAUUAAUGGUGUUUUUAUGGUUCUUUUAUGUCAUUUUUGGAGCUUGACAGUAACGAACAUGACUAACACACAGUAUCGGAUUUGGAUCGGGCUCGUCGGAACGAUACCCGAUCCGUCUAAAAGCUUCAGUAUCGGAGCUGAUACCGAUCCAGGUAUCGGAUCGGUGCAUCCCUAGUGUUAAGCUCUAUAAAAAUGUACUAAGGAUGGAGGUGUAUUUCUACAGUACAUCUAGACCACUGGAGUAAGAUGUUUUAAAAGAACCUCAACUGGGAAAGUUUCAAUAUAUACAUUUUUUGGAGAAAUUUAUUCUAAAAUGUUACUGCUUGCAAAAUAUCUUAAUGUUUCUAAAAAAAAAUAAAAAUAAAAAAUAAAAAGGUUUUUACAUUCAGUAGCUAAACAGUAUUUCCACCUGGAGAUAUAUGUACUUUGUAUGUACUUUAUGCUGGAGUAAUAAAACAUUUUCUGCCUUUUA